AUGAAAUGCUAUGAUGCUUGUUUCGAACAUUUAAAAGUUACGUAUGAUCUCUAUGAUUACUCAAUUGUUGCAGGUAGCUUAUAUCAAUGGAAUACAACUGGCAUCACUGUAGGAAAUUCAACUCAGCUAGACUCGCCAGGUCAAAUAUUUAUUGAUUCUAAUAACACAUUGUAUAUCGUCACUUACAGUAACAGUCUUGUUCUAAAAUUGUUACAUAAUACAAUCAAUUUCAUAGUAGUAGCUGGCAACGGUACAGGUGGUUCAAGUUCAAAGCAGUUUAACGUUCCACAAGGUUUAUCUCUUGAUGAAAACUAUAAUUUAUACGUUUCGGAUUUCUACAAUAAUCGAGUACAAAAAUGGCUAUAUGGCGCAUCAUCGGGUACAACAAUUGCAGGAAUAUCAGAUUCAUCAAAUACCUAUAUGUAUGUCGCAGACAUUAAUAAUCAUCGUAUUAUGAGAUAUUUCACAAAUUCAACAAGUGGUGCUGCUGGAACAGUCGUAGCAGGCGGUAAUGGUGCAGGCAAUUCAAAUAACCAGUUAAAUCAACCAUUCAGUGUAUAUUAUGAUUCAGUAUCAAAUUAUUUGUAUAUAACAAAUACUGGCGGUCAAGCAGUAAUCACAUGGAGCCCAGGUGCAGCGAGCGGUAUGUUUGUAGCAGGUACAGUCGGUCUACCGGAAGAUCUCUUAGGAAAACGGGGAAAAACACAUAUUGUACAAGAGAGAGAGAGUGAGAGAGAGAGACGAAUAGGAAUGAAAAAUGAUCAUGGAAAAGAGUGA
Molecule: messenger RNA, 777 nt
Organism: Didymodactylos carnosus
Lineage: Eukaryota; Metazoa; Rotifera; Eurotatoria; Philodinida; Philodinidae
Source: the annotation of a GenBank genome assembly